Panicum virgatum (switchgrass) is the source of this 1011-nucleotide messenger RNA. RefSeq lists its product as uncharacterized. Gene Ontology annotation, molecular function: nucleic acid binding. The coding region runs from base 1 to 1011 and encodes 336 amino acids. The record is from RefSeq and is a predicted model, not a curated record. Lineage: Eukaryota; Viridiplantae; Streptophyta; Magnoliopsida; Poales; Poaceae. The transcript has 5 exons.
AUGGUGAAUGUUGUGUUUGAUAUCCAGCGCUACCAUGUACCACAGUGGGAUGAAGAUGCUGCUGGGUAUGCAUAUGAUUUUCAUGUUACCUUCGAGGAAGAGGAGCUCCAAGGGUCUAGUGAUCAAGAUGAUGCGUUCAAUGCCGCUGAUGAAACAACCAGCUUUGAUGUGAACAAUGAUUUGGAAGAAGAGGGUCUCGAUGGGUUCAGUGAUGAAGAACAUAUUGAACAAGAUGAGAAAUGGUUCAACACCACAAAAAAAGCAAAGAAGUUCUACAUGCUGCCCGAGGAAGAGGAUCCGUUGAGAACAAUCCAUAACAAGAAUUCUAUUCCUAAAUGCAUGCUCCUAUGUGCAGUAACUACUCCAAGAUAUGAUGCUGAAGGGACAUGCUACUUUGAUGGCAAACUAGGCAUAUGGCCCUUUGAACCAGCACAAAGAAGGAGCAAAAAUAGAGAAAAGGGUACUCAAAUCACCAAGCCAAUCAAUGUGACAAGGGAUGUUAGUAGAAGCUUCCUUAUCACAAAGGUUCUUACAGCUAUUGUUGCAAAGUGGCCCCGGGAAGCUAGAGGAGAGACAAUCUGGAUCCAACAAGAUAACGCACGCACACACAUAGAACCAAAUGAUGAAGCAUUUCGUCUUGCUGUUCAACAAACAGGGCUAGACAUUCGCAUAUUCAACCAGCCACCGAACUCACCUGAUUUGAAUAUUCUAGACCUCGGUUUCUUUGCCUCCCUACAAUCCAAGACCUUUCUUACACAGUCCAAGAACAUGGAUGAUUUAAUUCAGAAUGUGCAAAGAGAGUUCAGUAGUUAUGAUGAAUCCAAAAUUAGAAAUGUCUUCUUGACUCUACAAGGGUGCAUGAUAGAAGUCAUGAAAAAAGGAGGAGGAAAUGGUUACAAGAUCCCCCAUAUGAACAAGGAUGCGCUAGAGGCUGCAGGAAUGCUUCCCAACAGCCUUAGUGUCGAUCCAGAGCUAUAUCAUGUUGUCCUACAACAACUGGCUAUUGCAUGA